UGCAUUGUUUUGAUUUGUUCUUCGGAUCGGAUUGGAUUUUGCAUAAAGUUUAUAAGCGUUAAAUGCUGUGUUUUAGUUCAUAACGUGAUGCUUAGGUAAAGUUACAAUGAUAUCUUUUUAUACACAACCGUGGAGACACUUGGGAUACAUUUGUACAAGCUGCCGAGUGUUAGCCACUCCUAAAUAUUUCUACAGUCAAGGGUUCGACAAAUACUCAGAGGCACAAAAGGAGAAAAUUAUCAAGAUCAUCAAUGAUGCUAACACUGAAAUUUCUGACUACAACAUAAGUAAAGCAAAACUAAAGAAGUUCUCCCAAUGGCGAAGCAGCAAGGGUCAAAUUAACACAUUAUCUGACUUGGAGUUAGUUGAAGGUUUCACAAAGAAAACCUCCAUCAAGUUGUAUGACAGCAUACUGGAAGGCCCGGAAAAGAAAGAGAAAAGGAAUAACAAGAUUAAAGGACAGAUUUUGCAUCCUGCUUUAAAUGAAAGUGUCAGAAAGAAUUGCCAAUCAGUCCUCGCGGUAUACAUCAACGUAAACUCAGUUGUAUGGACGUUGAUCAAUCGAAACGACUACACAGUGACUGACUGGAGAUAUGAUCCUAUUGAAUAUCCGGAUGGGAAGAAAUUGCAGAUCACUGAUAUUUAUGAUAUUGCAUCAUCAAUAGUACACCGUCUACCUCCAGCCGACAUCUAUAUAAUGAAGGCUGAAGCUACAUCUCUUAGGGCUGCCGGUAGCGACCCUAACAAUGCUAAAGCUAUUGCUGUGAACUUGCAGAAGGCUCAGAUGAUAGCUAUGAUUGUGGCUAUAAUCAAUUCUAGUAAUAUUGACUUCGAUGACCAAGCCAAAGAGGAUAUUCCCAAACACAAAGUAUAUUUUUAAGACAUUCCCUUCCGUACAGAUUGUACGGCACUCUCGUCGGCAACGAACGUGUAUCAACAGACCAAACCAUAGAGAUGCUCUUCCAAAACGCCAUAGAAUCAGACGUGAAAGUGCCAGAAAACCUCAAAAACAUGUUCAGGUCACAGAAAGAUUUGCCUAAAGACAUGCUUGGGCAUAGCCUGUUGCUGGGACUGACGUUUAUGGAUCUUUGCAUUUAUAAAAAUCAGGAGAGCAUAGACAAGUUGAUGAGAAGGAUUGAGAGUUGAGGGUUAUCUGUGGCGCUGGUAAGUUUUGCUUCUGUUUUAACAUACAUGGGCUAAUUUCUGAUUUUUACAUGUAA
Leguminivora glycinivorella is the source of this 1220-nucleotide messenger RNA. RefSeq names its product transcription elongation factor, mitochondrial. Gene Ontology annotation, biological process: mitochondrial transcription; transcription elongation by mitochondrial RNA polymerase. Bases 107 to 880 code for a protein of 257 amino acids. The transcript is spliced from 7 exons. NCBI's taxonomy places the organism in Eukaryota, Metazoa, Arthropoda, Insecta, Lepidoptera, Tortricidae. Gene Ontology annotation, molecular function: DNA polymerase processivity factor activity. The record is from RefSeq and is a predicted model, not a curated record. Gene Ontology annotation, cellular component: mitochondrial nucleoid.